UGUCAUUUCUAAACUGAGCCAUAGACUUCUUUCCCGGUUUUCUCAUGCAGUAAUAACGUCCUUGACACUUAAAGAUAAUAGAUAGAUAGUGUUUAUACUUACAUAUAUGGCUCUACAAUUUGGCCUCCCAGGAUUCCGGUUCCACCCGACCGAGGAGGAGCUCCUCGAUUUCUACCUCAAGAACACGGUCUCCGACAAGAUGCUAAGCUUCGACGUGAUCGGUGUCCUUAACAUCUACCAUCACGAUCCCUGGAAACUUCCUGGACUGGCUAAGAUUAACGGGGAGAGGGAGUGGUACUUCUUCGUCCCGAGAGACAAGAAGCAUGGCAGCCUGGGCCGGCCGAACCGGACGACUGAAAAUGGGUUCUGGAAAGCCACCGGGUCGGACAGGAAGAUCAUGAAGUCAUCGGACCACAAGCAGUUGAUCGGGCUGAGGAAGACCCUGGUUUUCUACACAGGGAGAGCGCCUCGGGGCAGCAAGACCGACUGGGUCAUGAACGAGUACCGCCUCCCCGAUAACUCCCCCUUGCCUAAGGACAUGGUGCUCUGCAAGAUAUAUAGGAAGGCAACUUCCAUGAAAGUGCUGGAGCAAAGGGCUGCUAUGGAAGAAGCAGCCAAGAACGUCCAAGGCUCUCCAAGUUCCUAUUCGCCGCCACCGUCUCCAAUCGACAGAGUCUCCUUCACCAGCCACCAUGGAGAACUGACUUGGCCGAAAACUGAACACCCACUAAAAGAGGAAGCACAGGAAAUGAUCCUGUCCCCGAUGGCAGAGCAAUCUGAGGAAAGCAAAAAUGAUCAGUUAAAGAAGUUGAAAAUGACCCCUUCUCUUAAACUUCCAUGGGGGAGUGAUGAUUUGAUGGAGCUUCAGCUGCCCAAGUGCACCGCGGACUGGACACAGGACAGCUUCUGGACUCAGUUCAACAGCCCGUGGCUUCAAAACCUGACUGCCUCGGCUUAUCUCUUGAACCUAUAAAUCUGCCAUUUUUAUGUGUUUAUGAAUAGCGAAAAUUUACUCUCUAAAUCUUGUGGAUAGAUUAGUUCUUAGCUAACAGAAGGUUAUUGUCAUCAGCUCAUCAUCUGUGAUUCCGAAGAAAUUGCAGCAGGGUGUAGAUUGUUAAGAGGGACCAUUCGGAGGCGAUAAUUUAUAGAAUCCCGAAUCCGUUCGCCUAAUUUGUUUUAUCAGUCUGUCAAUUGCAUUUGUGUAAAUUAAUAUUGGGCUUCAUGUUCUUUUCCUUGCA
Molecule: messenger RNA, 1238 nt
Organism: Punica granatum (pomegranate)
Lineage: Eukaryota; Viridiplantae; Streptophyta; Magnoliopsida; Myrtales; Lythraceae
Source: RefSeq, a predicted model, not a curated record